CUUAGCUGAUCCUCUCCAAGGCUUCCCUUCGGAGUGCGACACGAGCAGCCUUCGCGUGAAGAGAGACAGAGGAAGAGAAGGGCAAGAUCUAUCAUCAUCACAUCCAGCAUAGCAUGUCUUGUGUCUACUACUGUUAUGGCACAGACUGGGUGAGACAUUCCUCUCGAGUCUCGAGACAUGGCGGAUACUUCCGGAUCCAGCCCGGAAGGGGGGAUUUCCCGGGUCUCUCGCACAAACACCACAACAAGAAAAAACAACACCCUACCCCAGUAACUUACAUCAUGGCCAGGAAUGCUGUUCUCUUCUGACCUCGCUCCGUUCUCACCGGCAUGCUGUACUGGCACCAAUCGUCAGCAACCAGGAUUCCAAAAGACAUGUGACAUCAAAACCCACCUGUCAGACCCAGGGAGGUGAAUUGCAGCUCCAUCUGUCACCUCGGUGGUGAAACGCAACGACUGUUAGAGACCCCGUCGGUACCGUUAAACAAACAGCCUGACAGCAGCCACAUCCACCCACGUCAGACCUACAUCUUGCGGGGAAGGAAACAAAUGGCGAGGGACCAUCAUAUUGCCUAUUCUUGAGUACAAUUUGAAAGUAUAUAUCUGGUCGCAGACGUGUCAUAUCUUGGUUGUACUGCUGGGUAGGUGACUACCGCUUCGACUGGACUGUACUCCGUACGGUACUGCAUAACCUAUCAUCUUAUCAUAUGUGAUAUAUAUAGUAACGAGGCAGAGGUCUUUCUCCCCUCUCCUGAUGCUAGUAC
Aspergillus saccharolyticus JOP 1030-1 is the source of this 763-nucleotide messenger RNA. RefSeq lists its product as uncharacterized. The transcript has a single exon. The coding region runs from base 114 to 308 and encodes 64 amino acids. Lineage: Eukaryota; Fungi; Ascomycota; Eurotiomycetes; Eurotiales; Aspergillaceae. The record is from RefSeq and is a predicted model, not a curated record.